Molecule: messenger RNA, 9632 nt
Organism: Homarus americanus (American lobster)
Lineage: Eukaryota; Metazoa; Arthropoda; Malacostraca; Decapoda; Nephropidae
Product: titin-like
Exons: 2
Coding region: 45-7952 (2635 amino acids)
Source: RefSeq, a predicted model, not a curated record
UCCCUGUGUCUCCCCUGUGUGUCCACACCCGGCUCCUCAAGGCUAUGGGAGGAAAGGCGAGGUGGAGAAAGCUGAAGAGAGUGGUAGGUCCGAUGCCUCAAGGUCCCCAGGCACCCAGUAAACAGCGUUUCAAGAAGGAACGCACCAAGACCCGGGAUGCAAAGAGGAAGAGACUGGGUGAAGAGGACGAUGAGGAGGAGGAGGAGGUGAUGCAGGAAGUGAAGGGUGAGAAGGACCAGGUGGGAAAGGACUCAACAACAUCUUCCAAUAAGAAAGAGGUUGGUGUGAGGAAACGCGACGCCUCCAGUGAGCUCAGUGACGACAGCCAGAAGGACGACACUAAAGAUGAUGAAGGGAGAGCUGAACAUAACGCAAACGGCGCUCAGGGUCUAUUGGCAACUGACGUAGAUAAAGACUUCGAAUCUUCUCUUACAGAAUGGAUUUAUGACCCACUAGGUGAAACGACCCUUGAAGAGGAGCUGAAGAAGGCCAGGGAGGAAGAGACCCUUGUUGGUGAUGAUUUUCCAUUACCGUCUGAAACAAGAGUCGGUAUCCACAAAGUUUCUGCAGACAGGGAGAAAGAAACAACAGACAAGUCUUCCCACUCUGAUGCAGAAGGCGUUAGUAACAGCGAGAAAUCUGUCAAGUUUUUCAUAUCGGAUGACGAGAGUGACAGCGAUACGGCAAUCUUUGUUGACGCCUGUCAGCACACACUAAGUGGCGAGGAGAACGGCCAGGUAGACGAGCACAUGAACGCUGCUGUGGUCGACGGUAUCAACGACAGGAUGGACGGGUACGCGUUCAUCGACAUGAAGGCAGAGUCAGGAGCCGAACCUUCACUUGAGAGCGACGACAUAGAGCUCGUCAUCGGCGACAUGGUAGAAGACGAAGAAGUUAAUGGCACUGAAACUCUAAACCCCCUCUCAGAAAUCCUCGACAAUGAGAGUGCAGGGGCACUACCAUCAAGCAGCCCUCCCAGAGAUAACUCAGGAGUCACGGGAAAUGGGGCAGUUCAUAUCAUAUCAGGACAACAAAUGGAAUCAGACGGUGCCAUGAACUCAUCACCGAGUGAAUCUGCCACAGAAGGAGACUCAGUCAGCAGGUCAUCGGUGAGUGAUCACGCUGACGCAGACUCUGUAAGCAGGACUUCCUUUAUAGGAUCUGGCGAACGUGUUGUGGCCAGGAAAAUUUCAACUGAUGGUUCUGUGGAUCCCGAUGCACUGAGCACAGCAUCGGUAACGGAAUCGACUGACUCAGAAACUGUGAGCAGAAGUUCAACCACAGAGGCCUUACAACAAGAAGUCAUGACAUCAAGUACUGAAAAAGCUGAAGCAGAUGGUAGUGCAAGAGGGUCGACAGUAUCCCCCAGUGGGUCAAGUCCAUCCAUCAAGUCGCUCGGCAGCCAAGGAAUACUGCAGCCCUCAAGUAGAGCGCCAGACACUGCCAGCACCACUUCAGCCAGCGAGUCCGGCGACAUGGAAGCUUUUAGCAAGACCUCAGCUAGUGAGUACGAAGGAGAUGGAGUAAGCAGGACCUCUGUAAGUGAGUAUAGCGGAAUAAGCAGGACCUCUGUAAGUGAAUACAGUGGAGAAGGAGUAAGCAGGACCUCUGUAAGUGAAUACAGCGGAGAUGGAAUAAGCAGAACUUCUGUAAGUGAAUACAGCGGAGAUGGAAUUAGCAGGACUUCUAUGAGUGAAACAGAAGAGGCAAGUAGAGCUUCUAUAGGUGGUUCUAGGGAACACACCAGCAAAUCUUCUGUCAGUGAGUCAACAGAGUUUGAUUCUGAAAGUCUUUCUUCGACAACGGAUCUAUCAACCCCAAAAGAAGAGGGACCCUGUGCCUUAGACGGUAAGGUUAAGGCAGAAUCCAAAGACUCUGAAGACCUGAAAGAAGGACUACACCAGGAGGACGAUGCAGUCAAGGUCCGCUCCGGAUCUCCUGUCUGGGAAGAGCUGGACCGUGAGGAUCAUUUGCAACUUACAGGAGAUGCAGCACAUUCAGAAGUUCCCGAUGUUAAGGGCGCCGGUGAAGCUGAUGCGCAAAGUUUGUUCUUUAGUCUCUACCCUGAAUACCAGCCUGGCGAGGGAGAGGAAGCAGAGGAAAAUCAUGGAAAGGCGAUAGUAGGAAAUCCAAAAUUUCCUUGUUUUCGGGGCCAAAGGGGAGAACAAGACGACCAAGAAGACGUUUACAUGGCCAUGGAAAACCCAGAGACAAAAGGCGGGUCGAGUAGAAAAGAUAAGAGAACCAAGGGAACCCUUUCUGGAAAAAUCAACCAAUUUCAAAAUAAAUUCUCUCAACAGAAGAAGUCUGAAAGAGAGAAUAAGAGCGCCUCUGAGCCUGAGGGAUCUUCGUCACACCAGAGCAGCGGAGGAAGCGUCGACGAGCGACAAGACACCGCCUCAGGAAACUCAAGUGACGAGCAAAAAGCAAAAAGUGAAAGCAGAAGAGACGACUCAGAAUUCUCCGAUCACACCCCCAGAGACGGGGCGCUGCCCGAUGUUCUGGACAGUGCCUCUUCCCUCGCCUCGGAGGGUCGUGCAGAGGAGGGUCAGCAUCCCGCCAACAACAAAAACGACCUGGUAUGUGAUGCUGGACAACCUGGAGAAGGAGCCGAAGUAACUAAGCCAGAGGGCGCAGCGACAGAUGCAACGAAGAAGUCUGGAGAAGACACACAGACUGUUGAAGGGGCAGCAGGAGUGACGGAGACUGGACAAGAGACACUAGAAGUAGAAAGCAAAAAUGGAGGUUCCAUAAAGGAUCGUAAAACACUCGUGGGAAAGGCAAAAGAAUGGAUAAAAGGAGUCACAAGAAUGGGGAGCAAGAAAGAAGAUGUUGUCCCUGAAAAGACUAAUGACAAAUCAGAACCUGUCAAUGGUUCAAAGGAAACAGCCAAGGUUGAAGCAAAGACGAUGGAAACAAAUAGCACAGCGAGCAAAACGCCAUCAGUCACCUCAGAGUCUAAGACUUCAGAAGAUGAAAAAGGUAAGAGCGAUGAAGCAGAUGCCUCACCAAUUAAAGACGCUGUUAGUAUGGCAGAGAGCGAGGUUGAAAAAGAAACGAAUGCAGUCGGCGGGGAAAAAGUUGGUGUGGAGAACGUGGAAGAAGGCGCUGUGGCUACUGCAGGAAAAAAAGAAGAACCUCCUGCUCAAGAAGACCUCGCACAUGAAAGUAACGGUGGAAAAGUGUCGGUAGAGGAGAUCACCAAAGUAGCGAAAAAAGAUAAAGAAGAUGAGCUAAGCAUUGAAAGUGAAGGGAAAGCUGUUGAAUUAAGCGAGGAACAGGAAACGCCUGUCUCUGAGAGCCCUCCAGAGGGAGUUGUUGAAGCUGAGAGUAUAGAAGACAAAAAAUCUUCUCCAUCGGACAAAGAAGCUCUCAUUAUUGACUAUUUGGAAACUGGAAAUGAAUUUAUCGAUGCAAUAGGUCAGCAUGAACCUAUAUACGUCACAAACCCCCUAGAAGUUACACCUGAUUUAACUAAGGAUGAACCUUUAGUUCCUGAAAAUUACACAGACGAAACGAAAGAUUCUGCCACCCAGUUAGAAAGUAAAGAAGUCAGUGAGGUUGAAAGCAAAGUGAACGGGGUGGAGGAGAAGCAAGAGAAUGGCUUGAGAGCAGAAGAGACAGCAGAUACAGAUACCAAGAAGCAAGAUAUUCCUGAAGUAGUGACGUCCACAGUAGAGCCAACCAGUGAAGACGUAAUCCCUAAGGAGGAGAAACGUAAGAGAGCAAAGGACGAAACAAAACCACAUCGUAAAGUUAGAGAAAAGUCGAAAUCCCCGUCUGUAUACAAGGACACUGAUGAAAAGGGCCGAAGUCCAAAAUUAUCGAAAAAGGACAAGGAUGGUAAGAGUGGAAGCAGGAGGAGAAGGCACCGACGACGUACUCGGAGCCAAGAAGGGCCAGAGGUGCAGGCGACCACAAAGGAGGCAGCCACAUCACCACCUCCACCAGGCCUACUUUCUCCCCCAGGAAAUGGGAGGACGAAGGGGGAACCCCCUGAAGGAAAGUUUCUUGAAGUUAGCGAUGAAGUUCCCCAGAGAGAACCAGAACAAACAACUGCUAAAGGGGAUGAAUUUAUUCGUGCUGAAGCGACUGAACUCGAUACAGAAGAAAAAGGCUCCCCCACUGAAGAUUUACCGCAAGAAAAUGCAGCUGAAGAACAGGAACAUGACAUUACUGACCAGGUAACCGGAGAACAAGGUGAUAAUAUUGAUACAGCAGCUGUAGAACAAGAACCAGAUGUUACUGACAAGAAUAUUGAAGAACCAGAAAGUGAGGUCGCAACUGAAGAACAAGAAGUUGAGGAUGUUGUCAAAAAAGCUGAAGAAGAAGAAGAAGGCGAAGUUAUUACUAAACCAGCUGAAGAACAGGAAGCCGAUUUUAUGGCUAAGCCAGAAAAAGAGCAAGAAGGCGAGUUUGCUGCGAAGCAGGCUGAAGAACAAGAAGGUGACGCUAUUGCUGAGUCAGUUGAAGAACAGGAAGGCGAGGUUACUGUUAAGCCAGCCGAAGAACAAGUUGGUGAAGAUAUUACUAAGCCAGUUGAAAAACAAGAAGGUGAAGAUAUUGCUAAGCGAAGUGAAGAACAAGAGCGUGUCUCAGCUGCUACUCAGCCUGCCAGUGACCAUCGUUUGAGAAAAAAGGUGUCAGUCAAAUCCAGUAAAGACAAGUUUUCAGACGAAUUCUGGAAGGAGAAACUGAGCAGUGGCCACAAGAGACACGGAAAGCACCGCGAGGAGCAUAAAUCUUUUAGUUCUGGCGAAUAUGACUAUGCAAGUCUUUCCAGGAUUAAGAGGGGAAAGAGUAUUGAAUCAAAACCCACAACGAGAGACACAGAUGAACAGAAAAAAGUGGUUAAGAGCGACGAGGUUAGACAGGAGGUUCCCCAGGACAAGCAGUUGGGUUCCCCAUCACUUACACCAAGUGAAGAUGUCGGAGAAACAACUACCUCUUUCCCGGUCACAGGCGCUACCUGGAGUCCCCGGGUGGGUCGAAGGGAAAGAAAGAGUAGCAGAAGGUCAAGCGAGCGAAAGCGAGAGAGGAAAUCCUCCGAUAAAUCAGAAGUCAUGAAGGCGCCAGUUGAGGAAGACGCAAAGCCGAUGCCAGACUUGGAGCCUUCAGGAAAGACGGAUGAGCUACCAGAGUCUGAAGUGCCACAAAUCGGGUCUCCAGUCCCACCUACGCCUCCAGCAGAUACCAAGGUCUCUAAAGAAGUUGAAUCGCCCAAGAAAGAGAUCCCAGUUGAGCCCGUAAAGCCAGACGCUGCUGCUACAGAUACUAGCGCUGUCUUAUUAGAGCUGAAGUUCCCUGAGGGAAUCUCAAAGCCUCGUUCACCCGUUCCUCGGAAAUUUGUGUAUCCAAGUAGAGGUUCAGUGCCUGAGAAAAUCUCUAAACCACCUCCCGAAGAUGAAGCGAAGCCUACUGUGAGGUCUCCGAGGUUUGCUUCACCAAAACCUCACACCAAGAGUGUUACCACUAAAGCUCCACCGUCACCCGUUACCACUAAGGCUCCACCGUCACCCGUUACCACUAAAGCUCCACCGUCACCCGUUACCACUAAGGCUCCACCGUCACCCGUUACCACUAAAGCUCCACCGUCACCCGUUACCACUAAGGCUCCACCGUCACCCGUUACCACUAAAGCUCCACCGUCACCCGUUACCACUAAAGCUCCACCGUCACCCGUUACCACUAAAGCUCCACCGUCACCCGCUACCACUAAAGCUCCACCGUCACCCUUGACCGGUGAAAUAACUCAACGUCAAACAGGUAUUUCAGAACCACCUUCUGAACAAAUAUUUAAACUAAAGUUUCCUGAAGGUGUCUCCCAGCCACUGUCGCCGCCGCCACCGCCGCCGGUAGUCUUAAAGCACUCAGACGGAAUAUCUCCUCCACUCUCACCAGAAGUCCUUAAAGAGACCCCAAAGCCGCCGUCUCCUGCACCAAGGAAAACAAGACCGAAAGUUGUAAUUCCUACACCAGGGUCUCCAAAGCUUCAGACAGUGGAAGCUUCCCCCGAGCUUACUGUGCCAGCCUCUCCUCCAGCAGCUGCUCCUGAUGAUACAUCCCAGAAGGUUCAGCCAGAUACGAUGACUCAUCCCCCAUCAUCAAAACAUUUGUCAUUACCGGCAUUAAAACCUGCUAGAGCCGUUUCACCCCUAAGGACACUAAAGUACCCUGAAGGUAUCACUUCACCUCCCUCACCUGAUCCAAGGAAGCAUCGAAAACCCAAGAAGCUUCCCCACACUGAGACACCACUAUCAACACUGGCAGCUGACGACACCAAGCCAAUUAUAACGUCAGAAUCCUCACAGGCAAUCAUUUCCUCAGUCGAACCAACAACAGUUAUGUUUCCCACGUCCAUUGUUCCUCAGGAUGAUGGUUCCAAACUAGAACUCAAACCAGAGACAAUGGUAGCUGAGACAACGAUAACUCUUGAAACUUUCAACGAGACGAAGCCUGAGUCACCGAGUGUUUUACCGAAAUAUGUUAGCGAUAAAAGUCGAAUGUAUUCACCUGAUUCUGUCACAACAAUGACAGCAGAGCUUUCCCUCGAGGAUCAGAAGGGCAGAGAAUCCCCUAGGAUUAGAUCCCAUAGGAUUAGCUCCCAUAGGAUUAGCUCCCCCUCCCCACAAAGAGGAAAAUCCACGGUCGAGCGCCCAAAGCCUAGUCGACUCGCAACUCCAACACAACAACAAACAGCAGACAGUCCCGUCACGUCUCCCACGACCAAACCUGCUCUCAAGCCAAAGCCCACCUCAGUAUCCAGCACCCACAGCCUCGAGCAUGUGGAACCUCUAAAAGACACUCUACCCACCUCGCCACCACCUAGCGCAUCAACAAAACCCACGGAUGAGUCAAAGACACCUGAAGAUAUUACUAAAUCACACACAAAAGAUUCCAAACUAAAAUUAAUAGACUCUCAGACAACAGAGUCCGGUAAAUCUCCUACAGACCUUAAGCAAACAGUAGAAGAUUCUAGUCAAACAGUUAAAUACUCUAGACCAAUGACAGUGGAUCUCAAACAACCAGCAGAUGAUUUUAAGUCAGAGACAGAAAGUUACUCGCCACUGAAGACUAGUGUGGCCCAGAGGAUGAAGUUCCCAGAAAGUCUACAGCCCCUGCCUGUCUCGCCUUCUCCCAAAACGAAACCCACAGACUCCUUGAAGAGGAGCUCAUCCAUUAAGUCUGAUGCUUCGUCACCCAAAUCACCCCUACCGUCUUCCAAGAUUGCUUCUCCAAUACCCAAGAUAUCCUCUCCCAGUCCAAAGAUAGCCUCUCCUACACCCAAGAAAACUUCUCCCACAGGAAAGAUAGUUUGUCCUUUCCCUAAAAUAGCGUCUCCUACGCCUAAAGUUGUAUACAUCCCCAAGACAACUGCAGCAUCAAAAGUCGCCUCUCCUGUUCCUAAGACAACUUCACCAGUACCAAAGUUAUCCUCUCCCACACGUAAGAUAUCCUCACCUAUACCAAAGAUGAUAACUUCCCCUACUCGCACAAUCGCUUCACCUUCCCCACUGACACAAACUGUUGCAGAAAAAACAAGUGUACCUUCGCCUCAACUCUCUGAUGAUCAGCUCCCAAGAUUUAUUUUUGCGACACGGCAGCGACCCUUCCCCGACGGGAAGUCAAGUCCUUCAGAGCCACCUGCUUCAGAUGCCGAGAAGCAGAGUUCUGAAAGCUCCCAGGUUCCAGCACUGUCACAUGAUGAGGACCAUCGGACGACACGGAAACACACCUCAGGAGCCUUCCGUCCUUCACAUGAGGACCUUCUCUCUCAUGAACCCCGCCUCUCACCUCGUGAAGCCCGUGUUUCUCAAGAGGCCCGACUCUCCCCUCAUGGCCUCCUGGGGUCCCCUCAUGAGGGUUCGCCAUCGCCCAAGGAAGGAUCUCAGUCGCCCCACCCUGGAGGUGACCCACCAUCCAAGAGAGUCCGCCGGAAGAAGAGGCGUUAGUGCCUGGCAGACCCACAGCCGUAGCAGAAGACUAAGGCAGAGAGAGUUUUCAGAAGGCCAAGGGAAAAAUAAGAGCUUUUGAGUUACCAUACUGUAUAUCUUACGAAGCUUCAUAGUGUAUCGUGUUCAUCUUAGAGGAGCCAUCGAAGCAUUUAAAAACCAGUGUACCCACACAUCCAGUCCAUUCACUCUUCAUAACAGUGAUCCAACACGUAUGAAACUAGUUCAUAGAGCCGCUAGACCGGCUUGAUCCAGUCCUUUACUUAAGUCAGUGAACCAAUACGUACUAACCCAUUUCAUAGCCGCUAAACUGCUGAACUGAGCUGAUAUAGCCCAAAAUUAGUCAUUCAACUUGUAUCAAACCACUCCACAAAGUUGCUAAACUGGCUUGAGCAAGCUUCUUACCUAAGGUAGUGAUCCACCAUACAUCAAGCCACUUCAGAGACCCGCUGACCUGGUUUGACUGAACAACAUAUAGUAAGCCACUCGGCCUUUACCCCGUUCUUAUGGUAGAUUCUCUCUGUGUCUCCUGACCAGCGCCGCCCACACGACCACCUGCGUUGUGAACGAACGACACGACAUAACUUGUGUUGAGGACUGACAACACGACACCACUUGUGUUAUGAGCUAACAGCACAACACCACGUGUGUUAUGAGCUGACAACACGACACCACUUAUGUUAUGAGCUAACAACACAACACAACUGGUGUUAUGGGCUGACAACACGUCACUACCUGUGUUAUGAGCUGACAACAGCUCACCAAUUGUGUUGUGAACUGACAACACGACGCCAUUUGUGAUGUGAGCUAACAGCACAACAGUUUGUUUUGUGAGCUGACAAUACAACACCAAUUGCGUUAUGAGUUGACAACAAACCCACCGCGUGUUUUGUGAGCUGACAACACAGCAGUUGUGUUAUAAAUUGACAACACAACACCAAUUGUAUUGUAAGCGGACAACACUGUAUAGUUUGUGAUGUGAGCUGACAACACGACGUAUUUUUGUUAUGAGCUGAUAUCUCGAUACAGUUUGUGUUAGGAGCUGACAACGUGACACUGCUUGCUAGUUAAUAACUCAACAUACUUUGUAUCAUGAUCUGACGACACAACACUUCUUGAGUCAUGAGCUGACGGCACGAUGCUCCUUGCGAACUGUCAACACGACAUUAUUUGUGAGCUCGCAACACCACUUUGUUUGUGGGCUCACAACGCCACAUUCAUGUGAGCUGACAGCACGACAUUGUUUGUGAGACGACACCACGACAUUGUUUGUAAGCUGACAUCACGACAUUGUUUGCGAACUGACAACACGACAUUGUAAGCUGACAACACGACAUUGUUUGUAAGCUGACAACAUAACAUUAUUUGUGAGCUGACAACACAACACUUGUGUUUUGAGCUAACAACACUACACUAUUUGUGUUUUGAGCUGACAACACGACAUAAAUUCAGCUGACGACACGACACAUUUGUGAGGAUAAUACAAGCAUGCUUUCACCUCACAGGACGUGUGAGAGCCUUGUUUUAUCGUCAGAUCACAAUACGACCAGUGUUGGAGGAUGGUGUGGUCGUUUACGGUCGUUCUGGAGGCGACUAUGGCGGGGGACUGCUACCAGUAGAGGUAAAGAGUUCCUGAUGUGGCUGACGUAAAAUAUUACCUCCUGACGUGGUUGAUGAAGG